This is a messenger RNA of Cololabis saira (Pacific saury), 1486 nucleotides long. RefSeq names its product Ras-related and estrogen-regulated growth inhibitor-like protein. Bases 66 to 671 code for a protein of 201 amino acids. Gene Ontology annotation, molecular function: GTP binding; GTPase activity. The transcript has 4 exons. NCBI's taxonomy places the organism in Eukaryota, Metazoa, Chordata, Actinopteri, Beloniformes, Belonidae. The record is from RefSeq and is a predicted model, not a curated record.
AGCCUCAUCAUCUUCCUCUCCACAUGGAAUUGAAAGACUCCACGCAAGUCUGCUACUAGAUAAAAAUGGAUGCCAACAUUGUCGUCUUGGGGACAGAGAGCGUUGGGAAAUCAGCUGUGACUGUGCGCCUCUUGACUCGGAGAUUCAUUGGAGAAUACGGAGACAUUGAGUCCAUCUACAGUCACAGUUUUAUUGUAGACGGGAGGGAUGUCACGUUCAAUAUCUGGGAUUCACCUUACUCUCAGGAUUUUUCGGGGGAGACGUCACUCUUCCAUAAGAAGGUCCAGUGGGCCGACGCCUACGUCCUGGUCUACAGCAUCUGCGACAGGGCCAGCUUCAACGCCGUCAGCAGGCUCAUCCAGAGCAUCAAGUCCUCUAAAGACUACCACGGUGCAGAAAAGGUGCCCAUAGUGAUCGUGGGUAACAAGCGGGACCUGCACCACAGACGGACAGUGCUGAGCGAGGAGGCCCAGCUGCUGGCUCUCAACACGAACUGCCUUUUCUACGAGGUGUCGGCGGCUGAGAACUACCACAGCGUGAUCACUGUGCUUCACGGUCUGGUGGACAGAAUGAAGGACGCCAAGCUGACCACAAAGAGGCCUCUGAGGUUCAAGGGCAUAGUGAAAAGCAUGUCCGCCGUGUUCGCCAGGAGACGGACAGACUCGCUUUAGUACGAGCAUUCGAUCGGAUGGAUAUUACAAUCUUUCAAUGAAAGUGAAGAGAUGGAUCUGCUUUCACAAAGAAAGCAAAUACGUUUAACGUGAACAGAAAACUAUUUCCCAGAAGAUGCAGACGUUCCUCGCACUUCAAGCUACACAAGUACCCGAUAAUCUAAUUCCACACACUGGUGUAUAAAAACAACACAAUGCGGUAAAUCACAAGGUUUGCUAUGUAUUCAUUUUGAAUGUGUAACAGACGUGGCACCAGAUUGGAAAGUAUGCUGCUUGUACUUCAUUAAAGAUGCAUACGCCAAGGAUAUUGUCCUAUGAAUAAAAUAAAUAUUUUCAAUCAGUCAAUCAUUGACUGUCAAGGGUUCAGCCUAAGGAUUCUGGAAAACUGACAGAAACACGUUAAAAAUUGAAAACAAAACCUUGAUAGCGAAGACAAAUCAAGAAAUCUUUUUUCUUUUUUGCUGCAUUUUCUUUUUUUUUAAAUAACGUCCCUCUUUUAUGUAUUCAGAGCUGUGAAAUUCUGUGAAACUGUAGCGCUGCUUUGGUUUUGUGUUGUUCUGUAAGUCACUAUUUGAUGAUAUUGCAGUGAAGGUUUCAGAGAGGAGAGAGGAACAUUUAUGUUUAUUUAUGUCAAUAUGGAUCUUGUAGUCUGAAAUAAAGAUUGAUUGAUUAUGUCAAGCUGAGGGGUCGAAUCGACCUCAAAAAACUUUUGCCUCGUAGAAGCAAAAUAACUGAAACGUUUCCUGCUGAAAUCUCCAAAGGUUCACGGAAGUGAAACAUGCAGGAUGUUUGUACUUAUUAAAGUAUAAAGCUGA